Molecule: messenger RNA, 2265 nt
Organism: Adineta ricciae
Lineage: Eukaryota; Metazoa; Rotifera; Eurotatoria; Adinetida; Adinetidae
Source: the annotation of a GenBank genome assembly
AUGAAAUUUACUAAAACGUCAGGAUUAUAUUCAAUUGAUGGCUCUUCAACUUCAUCAGUAUCUGUCAUCGACAAAGCUCAAUCUAGCAUACCAACUAUUCAUAUCCUUUCAUCUCCUGCUCGUCCUGUCAAAUCUACUGGAUCUGCACCGACCUAUACAUCAGUCUCGAUCAAACGUCUCUUAACACACGAGAAAACCCGUUAUCGUGUCGAAUGUAACCCCAGCAAACGAGCCACAGCCCCGUGCUGGAAAGUUUUCGGAUUUCCUGCCAUGUUAUCAAAUGAAAGUGAAAAUCAAUUCGAAAUCAUUCCUGGAUUUGCUUCAUGUAGAAGCUGCUUCGAAACAUACCGUUAUAUUGACUCAAGUACCGCGAAUCUCAAUUCGCACGUUUGUCCGCGCAUAGUACAUCCAAAUCAACAAACACUCACCAUGAAAUCUCAAACUCCUAGAUCAACGGCAAUGUGCAAGUUAUUGGCUCAAAGAAAAAAGGAAAUGACAAAUCUUUGUGCUCGAUGGGUUGCCGAUUCAAUGAGACCUUUUUCAAUUGUUGGUGAUUAUGGAUUGAAAGAGAUCAUUGAUAAAUCUGUUGAAAUAGGACGCAACCUUCGCUCUAUUGAUACAAAUUUUUCUGUCGACGAUAUUUUACGAUGUGAUCGAACGGUCAAAAAUGAAGUCGAUCGCACAGAUCGAGUAGAACGGGAACGUUUGAAGGGAGAGCUUGUAGGUGCGGCACAAAGUCGAUGUUUAUCAAUUAGUCCGGAUAUUUGGACAGAUAAUCACCGAAAAAUCUCAUAUUUGGGAGCUACAGCGAAUUAUGUCGAUGAUAAAUAUGUCUAUCAUUCGAUAGACAUUUUCUGUUCUGAAUUCACACAUCUGAAAAAGACUGCGAAGCAUGUAACUGAGAUGCUUGAAAAACAAUUGUCCGUAUUCAAUCUACAUGAAGUGAUGGAUAAAAUUACUUUUGUAUCAGAUAGAGGUUCCAAUUUUGUUAGUGCAUUACGUAAUUACAAUGUCUUGUACUGUGUAGCGCAUCGUUUGAAUAAUAUAUUGAAACGAACGUUCUAUCAAGGGUUGAAAAAGAAGAAAAAGAAUAUGACACCAAUGAAAUCAUUUACGUUUUCGACAAAUAUAACACAGAAGGAAGGAGUUGAAGACGACAACGAUGGAGAUUCCGAAGAUUCAAGCGAUGAAGACGAUGACGAUUCGGUAGAUUACACAGUUGAAACAAUUGCUCAACUUAAUCCUACUGCCAAACAAGUGUUAAAUACAAUUACUCAUUGCAAAUCAUUGGUAAAAUAUGCGAAAAAGGCCAAUCUCAACAGACAGCUGCAGAUGGAACGUGAGAAUCAAUUGACGGCAGUCGAAGAUGACGAUGAAGAAUCAGAGUCUACCGCGAGUUCAAAUAAACAAAAUUUUGCCACAACUCUUCAUCAAUCGUCUAUCAGUAUUAAAAAUGCUUACGCUAGUUUACUUGUUGUUUUACGAAGAGCCAAUCAAUCGCAUCGUAUUCAUAAUAUUAAUAUGGAUAUUGUCGAAAAGCUGAUUGUGUUUCUUGACGCAUGGCAUGAUGUGUUGUGUGAGCUUCAAACGGGCAAUUCACCAUCUCUCUUUCUUGUUUUACCUUGCAUUACCCAUCUUCGACAAAAGCUACAAAUUGGCAUGAAACGAGAGAAAGGAGGGAUACGCUUUUUUUACAAACGCGCUUACGAGCUUCUCAACAAUAUGUUUAUCAUUGAAAACGACUAUGUGGUAGCCACAUUCCUGCAUCCAAACUACAGACAAUUGAGAGGUGCCACUCCAACGCAAGUCUCGGAUUGUUUUCAAACAUGUCGUGCAGCUAUAUUACCGGUCGAUAGAUCAGAAGAUAUGGAAGUUGAUGAAGGCCGUAUGGACAUCGAUAUCUGUAAUGAGCCACGUUCGAAACGAAGAAAAUUACUCAUGACAUCCCUGAUGGACAAGAAUACUAUAAAUAAAAAACGUUCAUCAGACGAGGUAGAUCAAUAUAGUAAACUGCAGUUGGAUAUGGAUUGUGUUUACACUGAUCCGCUCGAUUUCUGGAAACAACCACAAUAUCAUCGCGCAUUUCCCAACUUGGCGCGAUUGGCAAAACAAUACUUUUCGAUUCCAUGUAGUUCUGCAGCAGUAGAGCGUCAAUUUAGCGCGGCAGGACAAAUUGUUAAUCAAAGACGUUCUAAUUUAGAUCCUUCAACGGUGAAUAAUAUUAUUUUUCUUCGAUCGAUAGAGAAAAGAAAGCGCGACACGUAG